GCCCUCCCCCUUCUAUGCGGCCACUGGAGACACACCCCUGGGGCUAAUGCGCAAGCGCCGUUCUGCCCCGUUCGCGGUGGGCUGUGUCGUUACGCAUGCCCGGGCGGCGGCGGGAGACUCCGCGGAAUUUACCGCCGGAAGUUCGGCGGCCACGACCAAAGAGUGGAGGUGAAGGGUAAUCGCGGGACGUUGGGACUCUGGGCGAGCCUCCUCGCUCCCUCCCGCGGGACUCCAGGACAGGCCCCACGCCCUCGCUGACCCGCCUUGGGCUGAAGAAACACAUUCUGGAAAUAGCCACUCAGUAUCAUGGCCGGCAGCCCUAAUGAAGAUCCUGAAGGAAGCAGAAUCACUUAUGUGAAAGGAGACCUCUUUGCAUGCCCCAAAACAGACUCUUUAGCGCACUGUAUCAGUGAGGAUUGUCGAAUGGGUGCUGGGAUAGCUGUCCUCUUCAAGAAGAAAUUUGGAGGAGUGCAGGAACUGAUAAAUCAACAAAAGAAAUCUGGAGAAGUGGCUGUGCUGAAGAGAGAUGGGCGAUAUAUAUAUUACUUGAUUACAAAGAAAAGGGCUUCACACAAACCAACUUAUGAAAACUUACGGAAGAGUUUAGAGGCCAUGAAGUCCCAUUGUCUGAAGAAUGGAGUCACUGACCUCUCCAUGCCCAGGAUUGGGUGUGGUCUUGAUCGUCUGCAGUGGGAACAUGUAUCCGCGAUGAUUGAGGAGGUGUUUGAGGCAACAGACAUCAGAAUUACUGUGUACACACUCUGAACAGAGGAGCAUUUUGGAUGUGUCCACAUUCUGUGUCAUCCCUGCUGGGCCAAAGGACUGGGAAAAUUGACCUUAGAAUGGUCAGAGGAAAGUUUCAUGUGAAGUAGUCUGUGUCACAGGCCAGACUUGGGUUGUUGUAUUCCCAUGAUUGUUCUGGAACCCUGGAGGAAGGAUUGCUUGGGAAAUGUUGCUGUGUUUUUUUUUUUUUUUGCUGGAAGGUAAGGAGUAAAUGUCCUGAUAAGAGGCAGGGAAACCAGAUGUUGGGCCUAUGACUCCUGUUUUGCUUCAGGAUGCUAGCUGAUUUGUUUGGCUUGCCACUAGGUGGCAGCAUUGAUUCUACUUCUCUGCUGUUUAAGAGAAAUUUCAGGAAGGAUGAGUAUUUCAAUUAAUUUUGCAUCUUUUGUCAUUUGUUCACUUGGUAAUAUCUUUAUGUCAUCAAAUUCAUUCUAGGAGAGCAUUAUGGGUUUUGUUUUGUUUAAAUUACAAAGAAGAGUUUUAUGUUGUUAAGGAAUUUGUGGUGACAAAAAUGGAAAAAUAAAUAGCUUUUUUUCGGG
Messenger RNA from Diceros bicornis minor, 1319 nucleotides. It is a transcript of the gene OARD1, whose product is annotated as O-acyl-ADP-ribose deacylase 1. The record is from RefSeq and is a predicted model, not a curated record. Gene Ontology annotation, biological process: peptidyl-glutamate ADP-deribosylation. The transcript has 7 exons. Bases 307 to 765 code for a protein of 152 amino acids. NCBI's taxonomy places the organism in Eukaryota, Metazoa, Chordata, Mammalia, Perissodactyla, Rhinocerotidae.